This is a messenger RNA of Harpegnathos saltator (Jerdon's jumping ant), 1385 nucleotides long. RefSeq names its product Transmembrane protein stas (gene stas). The transcript is spliced from 4 exons. NCBI's taxonomy places the organism in Eukaryota, Metazoa, Arthropoda, Insecta, Hymenoptera, Formicidae. Gene Ontology annotation, cellular component: endoplasmic reticulum membrane. Gene Ontology annotation, biological process: autophagosome assembly. The record is from RefSeq and is a predicted model, not a curated record. The coding region runs from base 284 to 1102 and encodes 272 amino acids.
UUUUGUUCGCCUCUGUGGCGGUUGGAUGUGGUUCUUGUAACUACGCAUAAUUUUUUGAUCGUGGGGACUGCGUACGCGCUGUCCCUGUUUUUCUUUUUACAUCAUACUACUGGGAAAUGGCGUAUGGACAUUGCUGUUUGCAGUCCGGAGCCAUAUAAAGAACUGAACUGAACUAUCAUCCGUUCCUUGAGGAAUACUACAUGAUUUGCACUCGUAUACGGUGACGACAAAACAAACAAAAAGAGUGCACGAGGAAGUGCAUUAUCGAAGAUUGUUCAGGGAGAUGGGAGAAAUAAUGAAAGUGACGCGAAACAUGAGUUCGCAAGUUGACACGAGAACAGUAGCAUUUGAAACAGCAAGUGAGAAAGCUUCAACUAGGAGAACAUUGUUAACUGUUGGGUUGAUCUUUAUAGUCUCACUGACUGCAUUAUUUUAUGUAUAUAUGAGCUUCCCAGAAUUAGAAGAAGAUGAAAAACAACAUAUGAAACUACCACUUCAUAUAGAGGAUGCUAAAAAUCUUGGGAAAUUGUUAGGACGAUAUAAAGAUCUCUAUUAUUUUCAAGUAUUGGCUGGUGUAUUUGUCACUUAUAUCUUCCUGCAAACAUUUGCCAUUCCUGGUUCUAUCUUUCUUUCAAUACUAUCAGGAUUCCUGUUCUGCUUUCCAGUCGCGCUUCUGCUCGUAUGUACCUGUAGUGCGAUUGGUGCCACCCUGUGUUACAUGUUGUCUUCGUUAUUGGGCAGGCGACUGUUAUACCGAUACUUCCCAAGAAAAGCAAAAGAGUGGACAGUAAUCGUAAACAAGCAUCAGGACAAUCUGCUGAACUAUAUACUGUUUCUCAGGGUAACACCGUUACUACCGAAUUGGUUCAUCAACUUAGCCAGCCCAGUGAUCGGCGUGCCAAUGAUGCCAUUCAUUGUCGGUACUUUCUUCGGGGUUGCACCACCCUCUUUUGUGGCUAUACAAGCUGGACAGACAUUACACAAGUUGACAUCAUCGAGCGACGCAUGGUCGUGGAACAGUAUUAUCAUGCUGUGCAUAUUUGCUUUGCUUUCACUAGUGCCUGUGUUAUAUAAACAGAAACUCAAACAGAAGUUUGAGUAGACACGGAUUGGACUUCGAUACCAGAGGAUUCAAUAUGACAUUCCGAUAUUUCACACAAGCGGAGGAAACCUUUCCUCGACAAUCGCACAUCGUCGUGAAGCGAAAUAUCCUAUCUAUUGAAACUUUAAGGGAGAUUUGAGAGAAACAUUUGUAAAAAUGAUGCAAGCAACCAGUGAAUAUGGAAAGCUGUUCUGUGAAUCCGCUUUUUUGCGUCCUACGCUGAAAUUAUUUGCAUUUGUGUACAGUUAUACGUACGAGGUAGUAUAUUGAAUUUCCACAAGCA